Molecule: messenger RNA, 2030 nt
Organism: Vicia villosa (hairy vetch)
Lineage: Eukaryota; Viridiplantae; Streptophyta; Magnoliopsida; Fabales; Fabaceae
Product: UPF0051 protein ABCI8, chloroplastic-like
Exons: 3
Coding region: 218-1834 (538 amino acids)
Biological process (GO): iron-sulfur cluster assembly
Source: RefSeq, a predicted model, not a curated record
GAAACAGGAAUCGAAGUUUUUAUAUAAUACCAACCUCUCUUCAUUAACGUCGUACGUACAAACGAUCAUUCUCUCCCAAGUCCCUCAAAAGUCUCCAAAUUUCAAUCUUCAAUUUGAUUCUUCCCUAUCCAAGGUUCUUUCUCUCUCUCGAUUUUGCAUGUUAUAUGUUUCUUAAUUAGGGUUUUGAUUUUAAUUAGGGUUUAGAUAUUGUUGAGCAAUGGUAGCAAUGUCAUCUCUUCUUGUCAAUGGAAUUCCCCAAUUUCUUCCCCAACCCAUGUCACAAGUUGUCAAUGGAAUUCCCCAAUUUCUUCCCCAACCCAUUUCGGUUAACGUAAAACUUAACCCCAAUUUUUCCAAAUCAAGAGCUUCGGCUUUCAAGGUUAGGGCAAACAGUUGUGAUGAUCACCAAGUUGACAACUUCCUGAAAAGGGAUUAUAAGUGGGGAUUUAAUCAAGAAAUUGACUCAUUUUCGCUACCCAAAGGCCUAACCGAGGAAACUGUUAGGUUAAUAUCUGCAAGAAAAAAUGAGCCUGAUUGGAUGCUUGACUUUAGACUUAAAGCAUAUCACAAGUUUUUGAACAUGAAAGACCCAAACUGGUCUGACAACAAAUACCCAAAAAUAGAUUUUCAGGAUCUCUGUUAUUACUCCGAGCCAAACAAGAAACCAACUAUGAAUAGUCAUGAUGAGCCUACACCUAAGCUACUCGCCUACUUUGAUAGGCUCGGGGUUCCUCUCUUAGAAAACAAGACGGAUAAUGUAGCUGUAGAUGUUGUUUGUGAUAGUGUUUCGAUUGCAACCACUCAUAAGAAGACUUUGGAGGAAAAGUCUGGCGUGAUAUUCUGCGCUAUAUCCGAAGCUGUAAGGGAGUAUCCUGAUUUGGUUAAGAAGUAUUUAGGAAAGGUUGUACCUUCUGAUGAUAACUUUUAUGCAGCCUUGAAUUCUGCUGUGCAUGGGGAUGGUACGUUUGUAUAUAUUCCCAAGAAUGUCAAGUGUCCAAUGCAAAUAUCAACAUAUUUUAGGAUUAAUGCAAAAGAGUUUGGUCAGUUUGAGAGGACAUUGAUUGUUGCAGAAGAGGGUAGUUUUGUGGAGUACUUGGAAGGAUGUACUGCACCCGUUUACGAUACUAAUCAGUUACACGCAGCGGUAGUUGAAUUAUAUUGUCAUGAAAGAGCAGAGAUUAAAUAUCUUACAAAGCAGGAUUGGUAUGCUGGUGACGAGCAUGGGAGAGGUGGGAUAUAUAACUUUGUCACCAAGAGGGGACUCUGUGCUGGGGCCAGAUCAAAGAUAUCUUGGACACAGGUGGAAAUAGGAUCAGCAAUUACAUGGAAGUAUCCAAGUGUUGUUCUAGAGGGUGAUGAAUCAGUAGGGGAGUUUCAUUCGGUAGCACUGACUAAUAACUAUCAGCAGGCAGACACAGGGACAAAGAUGAUACAUAAGGGGAAGAAUACUAGGAGUAGAAUCAUAUCUAAAGGUAUUUCUGCUGUGCAUUCCAGAAAUUGUUAUAGAGGACUUGUGCAGGUAAUGUCAGGUGCAAACGGAGCUAAAAGCUCCUCACAGUGCGACUCCAUGCUUGUUGGAGAUACUGCAGCUGCAAAUACCUACCCAUACAUUCAGUCUAAGAAUCCUUCUGCUCGGAUUGAACAUGAAGCUACAACAUCGAAAAUUGGUGAAGAUCAAUUGUUUUACUUUCAACAGAGAGGAAUCGACUAUGAGAAUGCCAUGUCGGCUAUGAUAGUUGGAUUCUGUAGAGAUGUAAUCGAUGAUCUUCCAUAUGAAUUUGCUUCUGAAACAAAACAGUUGUUGAGCCUGAAACUAAAAGGAUCUGUGGGUUAGGUUCCAUAGCCGCUGGAUGCUUUUGCUGCUGAAGAUGUUAUAGACUGUUUACUUGAUGAUGAAUAUGUGGUCCAAUAGCUGCAUGCGUUGGUUGUGCUCGCUUUGCCGCAUUUUCUGUCGUAAUAGACAGUUUUUGGAGAGGCAUCAAUAAGUAAAUUGACUGGGGCCAAUUUUGUUUUCUUCAAUCAUAGUUCGA